AGGUCCAAGUGGAAUUCAUGGAGAGUUCCAUGGCCGGAAGCACUUUGUUUUCCACGCGCGGAGGGUGAAGUCAACAGCUUGAUACAACAAGUGACCGAUGAUUAUGGAUUGGAGGUGUCAGUGGGGCUUCCGCAGCCGACAGCGAUUGGAUCAGAAGAUCAAAUUGUAGACGUUGUCGGAAUUACUGAGGAGGUGUUGGCGUUUGCAAGGAAUAUUGCACAUCAUCCAGAGACUUGGUUGGAUUUUCUGUUAUCGGAGGAAAAAGACAUUAACGGUAUGCGAGUGAUUUUUGAUUACCUAAUGCUCAUUCAUUACAGUAUGUGA
Ilex paraguariensis (yerba mate) is the source of this 324-nucleotide messenger RNA. Lineage: Eukaryota; Viridiplantae; Streptophyta; Magnoliopsida; Aquifoliales; Aquifoliaceae. The record is from the annotation of a GenBank genome assembly.